AUAUAAGAGGGCCGCACUAAGAGGCGACGAGGCGUUCUUGCGUCAAAGAUGAAGGUCUACAUUUUGGCUACGGGGCUGCUGUUGCUCUUUGUUUCCCAGUCUUCAGCUUCCAGCUUCAACAUUUGCCAUGACGCGGAUGCCGGAAUCAAUGCCUUCUUCAGCUGUGUACGACGCGUGGGAACAUUGAAGUUGAAGGAAGCUCUCGACAGAAUCGAAAGCGCGAUUCAUUGCGACAACGAUGUUUGUCUCGUCCACUCCUUGUGUGCUAAUGGCGACCUGGUAACGGAGCUACGAAAACAAAUGCUUGAGCCAGAAGUGGACGAACUGGUUGGUUUGCAACAACGGUGUGGAAUAAACAACUUCUAAUAGCGCAUUGUUCCAAACCAGAAGCGGAAGGAAAGACCCUUGGCCUUCUGAGUUCUGAGCUGUUCUCGCUUGCAAUGAAUGAAUAAGAAUACGCGAUCCCCAUGCACUGAGUCUAUAUUCAAAGUUCAUAGAUAACGGCAGUACACAUUACAUGUAGGGAUGAUUCAUAGUUGCACUUCUCAGUCGCGGAUAGUCAGUGUUAUGAAGUGUUUCCAGAUCAUCAAGGCCCGAAUUCACGACAACUAAGUAGGCCAGAAUUAGUCGUAAGGUAAAAUUUUAGCCAAUCCUGUAG
Messenger RNA from Rhipicephalus sanguineus (brown dog tick), 658 nucleotides. Its product is annotated as antimicrobial peptide microplusin. Bases 49 to 366 code for a protein of 105 amino acids. NCBI's taxonomy places the organism in Eukaryota, Metazoa, Arthropoda, Arachnida, Ixodida, Ixodidae. The record is from RefSeq and is a predicted model, not a curated record. The transcript has 5 exons.